AUCAGGCGAACGUUUUACAACUGGCUACGUCUCGCUCCUAAUCAUAAUAAGUGAGGUCAGGUCAGGUCAGGUCAAGGGUUUUACGUGCACAUUCAGAACAAGCUGUUGUAGCGCACGCCUGUUGUGGGCACAAGAGCCGGCCUUGGUUGAGGAAAUUUGGUGCAAUUUUGAACGGAUGAAUACUUACUCCGUGUUGAUUUUUGCACUAUAUAUUCUGGUCACGCAAUGGCAAAAGAUAAAUUCUGAAGACCGUGGAAAAAAGAAUUCAAGUGUAAAGAUAGACAGGAGAUUUAAUCAAAGUGCAGACGAGAUUUUUGACAGAAACAACUCACUAACGAGAUUUAAAAAAGAUGCCAUCAUGCACAGAUCUAAUAAAGCUGCGAGGUCACUGACUGAACCUUUGGAAUAUAAUAAAAGUAAUAUGCAGAUUUCAUCAAAACACCGGUUACAAAAACGAUUCAGCAAUCCCUAUUUAUCUCUGGGUCAGAUUCUCAAUGCGAUUCAAGAUUUCCAUAAUAAACGUAAACAUUUGACAUUACAAAAUACUAUAACGGAGGAGGAACUGGUUCUAGAACCGCCCCCAGGGCCAGCUUUAGUACCAGAUGAAGAAUCUGAAAUUGAGUCGGAACCAGUUCGAGAAUCUGCUCCUCAACCAACCGAAGAAACAAUUCCAGAAUCCAACGAAGAACCAGCUUCACAAACUAUUCCAGAAGAUGAACCAGUUCAAGAAGAAGAAGAAGAUGAUGAAGAAGAAGAUGAAGACGAAGACGAAGAAGAAGAAUACGAAGAAGAAGAAGACGAAGAAGAUCCAACUCAGGGAGAAGAGGAAGAAGCGCUUCAAGAAGAAGAAGACAAAAAGAAGUAG
This is a messenger RNA of Gigantopelta aegis, 865 nucleotides long. Its product is annotated as glutamic acid-rich protein-like. The record is from RefSeq and is a predicted model, not a curated record. NCBI's taxonomy places the organism in Eukaryota, Metazoa, Mollusca, Gastropoda, Neomphalida, Peltospiridae. The coding region runs from base 176 to 865 and encodes 229 amino acids. The transcript has 5 exons.